UGUGUGUGUGUGUGUGUGUGUGUGUGUGAGAAACGAAAGAAACCUGUAUGAGGAACAGGAAGGAGGGGGGACAAAGUAGACUGGAGAGAAAGAGAGGGGAGGUAGUCCAGGUGUAGGAGGACAAUCAAUCUGCUGGGGACCAUUGGUUCUGGGUUUGAAGUGGGAUUCUUGAUUUGCUUGAUGUCUCGUGCAUCUUCUUUCUCUUCCUGACCUCCUGCACACAUCUGCAUCUAGCCUGUGUGUGUGUGUGUGUGUGUGUGUGUGUGUGUGUGUGUGUGUGUGUGUGUGUGUGUGUGUGUGUGUGUGUGUGUGUGUUAGCUCUCUGCUGUACCUCCCAAGCCGUGACCCACCUGCUGCUGUUGUCGUAGGCAUUGCUUUUCAGUUUUGGGAGCCUCUCGUGACUCUCUGUGAUGUAUUCCGGCCGUCACACGUGGCUCUGCUUAAUGCUUGACCUUGUGCUCACUCGCCCUCAUCCUCCUCCAUUUAAUAACAGAACAGCAGCUCGUCUCUGACUGUGGUCCUCUCCUCUCCUCCUGAUUGACAGGUUCAUCUCUGCCAUCUAGUUUGUCUGUUCUUGGUGGCCAAAACAAAACAUUUAACGAAACAAGGAAAUGUAAUAACCAUUGUUUGGUAGCUGUUUUUAGUGUUAUGUUUUUGGAGCGUUACAAGUAUUUUUUAACAUGUUACAAUAAAAGAUUGUAGUGUACAAAUUCACAUUUAUAAAAAAACAUAUAUAUAUCUAUAUAUGAGAAAUGUAUGUUCUAAUGCAAUAAAGAGAGAUUAAGAAUUAUCGCUAAGACUCUUCUUCCUUAGUAAAAGUGUCCGUACUUUGUGUCUUUUUGGUUUCAGAAGCGUUAGCGUUCAGUUGAAUUCAGUUGUUUUUUUACCACAGUGAUGUGUCAUCAGUUGUAGUUAUGAGCCCAAAAACAUACUUUAUUCAAUGACAAGCCCCAGUUGGCUUUAAACUCUGCAUGGUAGUAUGUGGUAAAUGUGUCUUAUACUGUAAUAUAUAAUACUUGUUUUAACUACAUACUAUACUAUGACACUUAUUAGACUCUUUAGUAUAGUACUAGUACUAUAGUAAUAUAGCACUAGUAUAGUAAUUAUGGGGCUGUCUUAGGUUAUUUCCUGUCAUAGUCAGAACCAGAGAAGUGUUUAUGUCCAGGCACAACACUAACAGGAUUCUGUCGUGGUAUCAGGUGUAAAUGCACUAAAAUGUCAAGAUAUAAAGUCAGAAUAAACAUCCAGUAUAAUUCACAUAUUAGGAUAAAAGAGCUACAGAUAGAACAAAGGAAAAGUAGGUGUACAAACAAAAGCAGUUCAGCUGUCUGUAGGCUGGAGCGAGUCACAGGGGCCGGGGGGGGGGGGGGGGGGUCUGUCCUGGAGUCUACCUCCAUCUCUACUGUCUAGUAGAGAUAGUGUUGAGCUCCAGGUUGUUGAAGGUUGCUACACCGACAGUCCGUCCGUCUCCUGGAGGUCAACUCGUCUCCACCAGAGAUGAGGCGUCGUCUGCAGGUGGAGUUUGACUGAUGGUGUCCAGAUGUGCAGCUGUUGGUUCACAGGCUUAAAAACAGAAAAGCUGCAGCAUCGGAGGAUCCAAUGCAGAGGGUCCUGGGGUCAGAGACAAGCUUCAGACUGUCUGUCUGUCUGUCUGUCUGUCUGUCUGUCUGUCUGUCUGUCUGUCUGUCUGUCUGUCUGUCUGUCUGUCAUCGUACAGUAUAUCAUGGCAUAGAGAUGUGGAGUCAUGUAACAUGAUCACAGGACAAAGCGUCACGUGAGAUAGAAACUUAUAGUUGGAGUAAAAUAUGAAACUGUGUUUUUGUUAGUUAAGCUUAAACUCCAUUGAUCAAACUUAUUUCCUUCUGUGUAUGAAACACAAACUUUGACUGUCAUGUUUUACAUAUUUGCGCCUGGCUGAGUUUUCCUUCUCGUCCCUAAACAAAUGCAAAGCCAAGUCCAGGUGUUCAUGAACCUUGUCCUUUACGAUGUUUGGACUCUGCAUGCAGACGAGCCAACAUCAGACUCUAACGCUUCAAGGUAAAUGUUGGAACGCGACUAUAUUCUUCUAUUCAUUGUCUCAAGGAAAUGCAAACAAAAGGAGUACGCAGGUUAAAAUAUUUACUAUGUCUAUACUGUCAAGGCUGAAAUGCUGUGUAUUGUGAACAUGUGUUUAUUCUGAUCAAAUCUGUCCCAGCAACGUCGAGUUAAUCACCUUUAAGCUAUUUAAUGACUCAUUUAAUUGACUCAUUUAAUAAUUCAUUGCAUUUUGAAGCUGAAUCUGUUCCUCACUCAGUUCCAGGUUCAUCCUCAGAGACACUGAACGUGCUGCUCUCACUGGUUCUUUCUAAGUUUUUACUCUAGUCCAGGAUGGAGAAGUCCAACGUCACCGCCGGCUGCUCCACUUGUAGCAGCGUAGACGGCCUGUUUGUGGUGACUCUCGCCAUCAUUGCUCUCUGCCUUCCUUUGACCUUGCUGGCUGCCUACUCCCUGUUUACGCUGGUCCAGAAGGAUCAAGUUGUUCCCGUCUACAUCAUCAACGUCCUCCUUUCUGACCUGAUUCAGCUCUGCUGCAUGGUGGUUGAAGUGUCGCUUCAGCCGCUCAACUCCGACCUCUUCUUCUUCGUCUACUACUUCGGUGUGGUGGCCGGCGUGGGCUUCAUGGUGUGCGUGGCUCUGGAGAGGUACCUGGUGGUGGCCUGGCCGCUGUGGUACCGCUUCAGACGAACGCUGGGCGUCUCGCUGGCGGUCUCUGCCGUGGUCUGGACUCUUCCUCUGCUCUACAUCCUCCCUGUGCAUUUCCAGGCGGACUUUGUCGUCAGUGAAACCAUUCUGGCCGUGGUCUUCCUGCUGCCCUACCCGCUGCUCCUGUUCUUCCUCGGCGGGACCCUCAGAGCCUUGUACACCUCCAUCAGCGUCCCUGCUGCUGAAAAGCGGAGGAUUGUGGCGGUUCUGGUUCUGGUGGUGCUCAUUUACACGCUGAUUUUCCUGCCCAGUGCCAUUUGGUCGCUGGCAGAAGAUGCCAGGAGUAACAACACCUUCAGCGAUUUGUCCUUCACUAUAAUCAAGUUCAGUCCUCUAGCCGACUUGUUCCUGUAUGUUUUCCUAAAGCAGGGAGGACUCGGGGACAAGCUUCUGGCCUUUGUCUGUUGCACAAUGGAAAGAAAUGACAUCAGUAGAUCAGCAUGAAAGGAAAUAAGACAUAAGUUACAAUUCAACUGUUAACAUGACUGAGUUUGAGUAGAUGGUUCUACUGUAAUAAACAUCAGUGUUUGUC
Messenger RNA from Betta splendens (Siamese fighting fish), 3274 nucleotides. RefSeq names its product G-protein coupled receptor 4-like. The record is from RefSeq and is a predicted model, not a curated record. Gene Ontology annotation, molecular function: G protein-coupled receptor activity. NCBI's taxonomy places the organism in Eukaryota, Metazoa, Chordata, Actinopteri, Anabantiformes, Osphronemidae. The coding region runs from base 2368 to 3186 and encodes 272 amino acids. The transcript has 3 exons. Gene Ontology annotation, biological process: positive regulation of Rho protein signal transduction; phospholipase C-activating G protein-coupled receptor signaling pathway. Gene Ontology annotation, cellular component: membrane.